CGCGCCAGCGGUUAGUUUGCUGCCAGCCUUCGUGUGCGGCUGACGUUUGUGUGUUCCCGCUUUGAAUAAACGAAACGCGAGUGACUGACCGCGAGGCAACGUGUGCUGGUGUAUGAUCAAGUGUUGUGCAGUGUGUGCUGUGGCCUGUUUGUUUUAUAUUUGUGUGUUUAAAGACGAUGACCGCGUGUGUCUGACGCGGGGAUGUAUCCAAGCGCGGGCGCAAUGAAUGCCGCCGCAGCCGCUGCUGCCGUGGCGGCCGCGAGGCAUCCGGGUCCGCCGCAGCCCGGCCAGCCUAUCAAGUUCACAGUGGCUGAAUCCUGCGACAGAAUAAAGGAAGAAUUUAAUUUUUUACAAGCACAAUAUCACAAUUUAAAAUUAGAAUGCGAAAAGCUGGCUAGUGAAAAAAUCGAAAUACAGAGGCAUUAUGUUAUGUACUAUGAAAUGUCAUAUGGACUCAAUGUGGAAAUGCACAAACAGACGGAGAUCGCUAAAAGACUGAACGCAAUAAUAGCUCAGAUCCUGCCAUUCCUGUCGCAAGAACACCAACAGCAGGUUGCAUCCGCUGUGGAACGAGCGAAACAGGUUACCAUGACAGAACUUAAUGCAAUCAUUGGGCAACAACGACCAGAUCUGCCACGGUUACUGCAACAAAUGCACGCGGCGCACCUGCCGGCGCACGGCGCGCCGCCGCUGCCGCUGCUAGGCCAGGGCGCGCUUCCCCCAGCGGGCCUGCUCGGUCUCGGCGUGCCGCACCAUCCACUAUCAGUCUUAGCUAAACCACCUGAAAUUCACAGACCUGAUGACAAGGGAAACGGUAUCAGUUCAGCGGAAGAAAGACAUAGAAAUUCCAUAUCGCCGGGCGAGCGGGAGAAAUACAGAACGCGAAGCCCCGCUGAACCGGAACACAAAAAACUCAAAAAGGAGGAAAAGGAUAUGGGCCAUGAAUUAGUAGUAGACGACGCAAGCGAAGAGCCUACGUCACCACACAACGGUGCUCCCUCACCAAGAGAAAAUGGACUGGACAAAUUGCAGCCUAAGAAAGAACACCCGCCACACAGUCCGAGAUCAGGGACAUCGAGCAAUGCAUCCACACCAUCGGCGAAAAAGUUAGACGAAAAGCCGAGUACGCCGAUUUCUAAACCCGUAACACCGACCUCAGCGAGCGGAGCGAGUGCAGCACCACUCAAAGGCGCUGUCAAACCUCCCGCGCUGCAGUACCCUUACCUCGGCAACGGCGCACACGACGCCUACGGCCUAGCGGGAUACUCCGCGCGAGCGGCCCUCGCCUAUGAACCCCUGCGCGCGCCCAUUGGACCCUCCGCACUCGCGCCCAUACCUGGAGGCAAACCCGCGUACUCGUUCCACGUGUCCGCGGAAGGACAAAUGCAGCCGGUGCCGUUCCCACCGGACGUGUGCUUCAGCUGUUGUUCAGACGGCAACAUCGCGGUGUGGGACUUACACAACCAGACGUUGGUGCGCCAGUUCCAAGGUCACACGGACGGCGCCUCCUGCAUAGACAUCUCUGCUGACGGCACCAAACUGUGGACUGGCGGGCUCGAUAAUACUGUCAGAUCAUGGGACCUAAGAGAAGGCAGACAACUACAGCAACACGAUUUCAGUUCACAGAUAUUCUCACUUGGCUACUGUCCUACAGGCGAGUGGCUGGCAGUGGGCAUGGAGAACAGCAACGUGGAAGUACUGCACGCGGUGAAGCCGGACAAGUACCAGCUUCAUCUGCACGAGUCGUGUGUGCUCUCGCUGCGCUUUGCCUCCUGCGGCAAGUGGUUCGUCUCCACCGGCAAGGACAACCUGCUCAACGCCUGGCGCACGCCGUACGGCGCCAGCAUAUUCCAGUCAAAGGAAUCAUCAUCUGUGCUGAGCUGCGACAUAUCGUCAGACGACAAGUACAUAGUGACGGGCUCCGGCGACAAGAAGGCCACCGUGUACGAGGUGAUCUACUAACGCGGGGGCGGGGGCGGAGCGCGGCCGGUGAUAUAGCUCUAGUGUACAGACCUGGGAGAGCCUGUUGUACUUAUGCGACUUGUUUAUAUAGAUUAGUGUGCGCGGUUUAUGUUUAUUUGUUGAGCGCCCGUAGUGCAUGUUGGCUGCAGAUCUCAAAACUGACGAUUACGUUUCAAUAUUGUUGUAUAAUGCUCGUAUUAAAAAGAUAUGCGCAAACUA
Molecule: messenger RNA, 2181 nt
Organism: Papilio polytes (common Mormon)
Lineage: Eukaryota; Metazoa; Arthropoda; Insecta; Lepidoptera; Papilionidae
Gene: Gro
Product: protein groucho-like
Exons: 15
Coding region: 202-1962 (586 amino acids)
Biological process (GO): negative regulation of canonical Wnt signaling pathway; regulation of DNA-templated transcription
Cellular component (GO): nucleus; transcription regulator complex
Molecular function (GO): transcription corepressor activity; protein binding
Source: RefSeq, a predicted model, not a curated record